GGCGUGGUCUAGAGUUCAGUGAGAAGGUUAAAAGGUUAAACUAUGGUUAAACGUAUCUAUAGCAAAAUUUUCCACUUAAUGCACACAACCACACACGUGGUUGGUUACCCCGUAAUACAGUGACUAUCAUCCCUUCUCCUUUGUCAAUACAUUCUAGGCUAGGUAGUAAUGGACGGAGAUUUGUACGAUGAGUUUGGUAACUACAUUGGCCCCGAGCUGGAGAGUGAUGACAGUGAGGGGGAGGGUGGAGAUGGGGACAAAUCUCCAGACAUGGGGGAAGAGGAGGGAGAAGGUAGCGAUGAUGGUGUAGCCAUGGAUACAAGUGUGGUUGUGGCCGGUGCUGGUCAUGAGAUGGCAGUGGUCCUCCACGAGGACAAGAAAUAUUACCCAACAGCUGCAGAAGUGUUUGGUCCUGACGUAGAGACCGUGGUUCAAGAAGAGGACACUCAACCGCUGACAGAACCAAUCAUAGCCCCCGUAAAGAAGCACAAGUUUGCCCACACUGAGCAGGAGCUGCCCACCACCACCUACGAGAUGGAGUAUCUGGCGGACCUCAUGGACAAUGCUGAGCUCAUCAGGAACGUGGCCAUUGCUGGUCAUCUGCACUGUGGCAAGACAUGUUUUAUGGACAGCAUGCUUGAGCAGACCCAUCCUGAUAUAACCACAAGAGAGGCUAAAGAUCUACGGUACACAGACACACUGCUCACAGAACAAGAGCGUGGCCUGAGCAUCAAGGCCACGCCCCUCUCCCUCAUGAUGCCGGACCCUCGUGGCAAGUCGUACUUGAUCAACGUGUUUGACACCCCAGGGCAUGUGAACUUCUCCGAUGAGGUGACUGCUGCCUUCAGGCUUUGUGAUGGUCUCGUACUGUUUGUGGAUGCUUCAGAAGGGGUGAUGAUGAACACAGAGAGAUUGCUAAAGCAUGCAGUUCAAGAGAGACUGGCUGUUACACUCUGCAUCAACAAGAUUGACCGGCUGAUCUUGGAGCUGAAGCUGCCUCCCACUGACGCUUACUUCAAGCUCAAACACAUAGUGGACGAGGUCAACAGUCUACUGAGCAUCUACUCCGAUAAGGAGGAGGGGUCUAUCGUCUCACCUCUCCUUGGCAACGUCUGCUUUGCAUCCAGUCAGUAUGGGUUUUGCUUCACACUGCGGUCGUUUGCUAGGAUCUACACUGAUGCUUACGGUGGUAGUUUCUCACCUACCGAGUUUGCCAAGCGACUUUGGGGGGACAUUUACUUCAACAACACAAAACGUACAUUCACUCGUAAGCCCCCCAGUGUGGAUGCGGCCCGCAGCUUUGUCGAGUUCCUGUUGGAGCCACUUUAUAAGAUAUUCGCUCAGACAGUAGGAGAUGUGGACACUACACUACCACAGGUACUGGAUGAGCUCGGUAUUGCCAUGACCAAGACUGAGAUGAGGCUCAACAUUAGACCACUCCUCAGACUCGUCUGUCAGAGAUUCUUUGGAGAGCACACCAGUUUUGUUGAGAUGUGUGUGCAGCAUAUUCCGUCUCCAGUGGCUGCUGCCAAGACCAAGAUAGAGCACACGUACACUGGCCCUGUGGACGAUGAGUUAGGGGACUCUAUGCUGGCCUGUGAUCAAGAGGGUCCUCUGAUGGUGCAUGUGACCAAACUCUACCCCAACCACGAUGCUGCAGUGUUCCAGGCAUUAGGGAGAGUGCUCAGUGGAACAUUGUACAGUGGUCAGCAGGUGCGUGUGCUGGGUGAGAACUACACACUGGAGGAUGAGGAGGACUCUAAAAUAGGACAGGUUGGUCGUCUGUGGAUCUCUGAGGCUCGCUAUCAGGUUGAGAUCAGUCGAGUGCCAGCUGGUAACUGGGUGCUCAUAGAGGGAGUGGACCAGACCAUCACCAAGACAGCCACCAUCACACAGAUCAACGACUCAGAGGAUGCUCAGAUAUUCCGUCCUCUUAAGUUCAACACUCAGUCUGUGAUAAAGAUCGCCGUGGAGCCAGUGAAUCCAUCGGAGCUGCCCAAGAUGUUGGAUGGUCUCAGGAAGGUCAACAAAUCCUACCCGCUACUGGUCACUAAGGUGGAGGAGUCUGGGGAGCACGUGGUGUUUGGUACGGGAGAGCUCUACCUGGACUGUGUCAUGCAUGACCUCAGGAAGAUGUACUCAGAGAUAGACAUCAAGGUGGCUGACCCGGUGGUGGCCUUCUGUGAGACAGUGGUAGAGACAUCCUCUCUAAAGUGCUUUGCUGAGACACCCAACAAGAAAAACAAACUGACAAUGAUAUCGGAGCCUCUGGAGAAGGGACUGGCCGACGACAUUGAGGGGGAGGUGGUGCAGAUAGCCUGGAGCAAGAAGAAGAUUGGAGAGUUCUUCCAGAGCAAGUACGACUGGGACUUGUUGGCAGCUCGCUCCAUCUGGGCGUUUGGACCGGAGGCUACCGGACCCAACAUUCUGGUGGAUGACACUCUGCCUUCUGAGGUUGACAAGAGUCUUCUUGGUUCUGUGCGUGAGUCCAUCAUCCAGGGGUUCCAGUGGGGCACCAGGGAGGGGCCACUCUGUGACGAACCUAUCCGCAAUGUCAAGUUCAAGAUCCUCGAUGCUGUGAUCGCUGGUGAGCCCAUCCACAGAGGGGGUGGUCAGAUCAUACCCACUGCUAGAAGGGUCGCUUACUCAGCAUUCCUCAUGGCUACUCCUCGCUUGAUGGAGCCCUACUAUUUUGUGGAGGUGCAAGCUCCAGCCGAUUGUGUGUCCUCUGUCUACACUGUGUUGGCACGGCGACGAGGUCAUGUGACCCAGGACGCACCCAUCCCAGGCUCUCCUCUCUACACAAUCAAAGCGUUCAUUCCGGCCAUUGAUUCGUUUGGCUUUGAGACUGACUUGCGUACACACACACAGGGACAGGCUUUCUGUCUCUCUGUGUUCCAUCACUGGCAGAUUGUCCCCGGAGACCCACUUGACAAGAGCAUAGUGAUCCGUCCCCUGGAGCCACAGCCCGCCCCCCACCUCGCCAGGGAGUUCAUGAUCAAAACAAGGAGGAGAAAGGGCCUGUCAGAGGAUGUGUCCAUCUCCAAGUUCUUUGAUGACCCCAUGUUGCUAGAGCUAGCUAGACAGGACGUCAUGUUUAACUAUCCAAUGUAAACUCACUUUAUUGUAGAAAAAUUGUUAAGCCGACUUAUACAGAUUGAUGAGGUAAGCAGUUGAAA
Messenger RNA from Halichondria panicea, 3179 nucleotides. RefSeq names its product 116 kDa U5 small nuclear ribonucleoprotein component-like. Gene Ontology annotation, biological process: mRNA splicing, via spliceosome. Bases 169 to 3114 code for a protein of 981 amino acids. Gene Ontology annotation, molecular function: GTPase activity; U5 snRNA binding; GTP binding. The transcript has 27 exons. The record is from RefSeq and is a predicted model, not a curated record. Gene Ontology annotation, cellular component: U2-type catalytic step 2 spliceosome; cytosol; U4/U6 x U5 tri-snRNP complex. Lineage: Eukaryota; Metazoa; Porifera; Demospongiae; Suberitida; Halichondriidae.